Meloidogyne enterolobii is the source of this 399-nucleotide messenger RNA. The record is from the annotation of a GenBank genome assembly. Lineage: Eukaryota; Metazoa; Nematoda; Chromadorea; Rhabditida; Meloidogynidae.
AUGAUGAAAGACACAAAAGUUGAUAAAUGGUUGUUACGAAAAGGACAACCAAUUGUGGCACAAAUUUCAGUUGUUUUAGUUGACCCAAAUAUUUUUUCUGAUCCGAAAAGUUUUCGACCAGAACGAUUUUUGGACGAAAAUGGAAAUUUACUCAAGUCUGACCAUUUAAUUCCUUUUGGAUUGGGGAAGCGCCAAUGCCUUGGAGAGUCUUUGGCUAGAAUGGAAUUGUUUCUAUUUUUUGCUAAUAUAUUUAAUCGUUAUAUGGUAAAUAUUUUAAAUACUGUAAAUACUCUAAUUGAAACCCUGGGCUUAUAUUUUUCAAUGUGUCUCUUUAGAUGGGCCUAUAUUAGAGGUGGGCUUCUACAAGAGGCUGGGCUUCAAUUAGAGUAUUUACGGUAA